Molecule: messenger RNA, 1349 nt
Organism: Dioscorea cayenensis subsp. rotundata (Guinea yam)
Lineage: Eukaryota; Viridiplantae; Streptophyta; Magnoliopsida; Dioscoreales; Dioscoreaceae
Product: inositol 2-dehydrogenase 2
Exons: 7
Coding region: 72-1211 (379 amino acids)
Molecular function (GO): nucleotide binding
Source: RefSeq, a predicted model, not a curated record
AUCCACAACAUCUGUUUGUGAGCCUUGCUUCACUUCCCACCUCUCAUUCCCAAGAGCUCGACUUCUCAUCAAUGGCGACCAACGCCGGCGGUAAUCCGGCGUCUCGCCGGAGCGUUAGGUACGGGAUCAUCGGCGUGGGGAUGAUGGGAAGGGAACACAUGAUCAACAUCUCCCACCUCCGUCAUGAAGGCGUUCUCCUCUCCUGCGUUUCCGAUCCACACCCCUCCUCUCGUGACCUCGCUGCUCAGCUCGGUCUCUCUCUUGAUUUCCCUAAUCUUCAGGUUUUCUCUGAUCACCAUGAGCUUUUGGAUAGUGGUCUUUGUGAUGUGGUGGUUGUAUCCUCUCCAAACAUGACUCAUUUUGAAAUUCUAAUGGAUAUCAUCAAGCAUCGAAAGCCCCAUCAUGUGCUUGUUGAGAAACCAUUGUGUACGACUGUUCAGGACUGUAGAAAGGUCAUAGAUGCAGCUAAGAAAAGGCCUGAAAUGCUGGUACAAGUUGGAUUGGAGUAUAGGUAUAUGCCUCCUGUGGCUAAACUAAUUGAAAUUGUCAAGAGUGGAGCUCUUGGACAAGUUAGAAUGGUGGCAAUUCGUGAGCACAGGUUCCCUUUUUUGGUUAAGGUCAACAAUUGGAACCGUUUUAAUGUUAACACCGGUGGAACUCUGGUGGAGAAGUGCUGCCACUUCUUUGAUCUAAUGAGGCUGUUUGCUGGCGCAAAUCCAGUCUCUGUCAUGGCUUCCGGUUCUAUUGAUGUCAACCAUAAGGAUGAAGUUUAUGAUGGCAAGGUACCGGACAUCAUUGAUAAUGCAUAUGUGAUCAUAGAAUUUGACAAUGGAUCUCGUGGCAUGCUUGAUCUGUGCAUGUUUGCUGAAGGCAGUAAAAAUGAACAAGAAAUUUCUGUUGUUGGUGACAUUGGGAAGGGUGAAGCAUUUAUCCCAGAAAGCAUUGUGCAUAUUGGAAGUAGAUCAGCUGGGAGAGACGGAGUUAAGACAAUAAAAGCAGACGAUGACCGCAUAAGGUAUGAAGGGCUGCAUCAUGGUUCAAGCUACUUGGAACACUUGAACUUCUUAUCUGCUGUUCGAGCUCAAGAUGGCGGUAAACCUACCGUUGGCUUAGAAGAUGGGUUGCUCUCUGUAGCAAUGGGAGUUGCAGGCCAACGAUCAAUCCAAGAACGCCGAUUUGUUUCCAUUGAAGAAGUCUUGUUAGAUCAUUGAAGUCUAUCAAAAUGUUAAAUCUAUGUUGUGUAUGUUAUAUUAUUUCAUGUUCAAAUCUAUAAAUAAAAUGAAGGCUGUACUCAAAUUGUUACACUUGCUUUUAAUUGAAUGAAGCACCUUACACUAUUGUCAUCUUUC